GUCUCUGUGAGUAGAGAGUGGGGAGUGUUGGUGGUGAGUCUCUCUGAGUAGAGAGUUGGGAGUGUUGGUGGUGAGUAGAGACAGCGGCCAUGUCUGUUGGGGUGGUGAGUUUUCGCGUGGUGAGUUUCCUUAUGCUCCUGUGCUGCUGGGUGGCGCUCACCAUCGCAGCCUCGGAAGAUGGAGACGAAAGUGGAGGAGGUGGCGGUGGCGGUGAAGGAGGUGGACGAAGAGCAGCAGCUGCCACGGAGGAAGAGUGCAGCGACUUCUCCAAGUUGGAUUUGGGAGACGCCUUCAGGGGCACUGAGGUGAAGGUUCGCUUCCUGCUCUAUCCCGCGGGUCACCGCCACGCUUGUGGCGUCCUCCUCAACGUCAGCGCCGCCGGGAAGCUCCUCUCAGCAGCCACGGUGCCCUCGUCCGUAGGUGGAGUGCAGGAAAGGCGAGUGACUUUCAUCGUCCACGGAUUCCGCAUCUCCGGAUCUAAGCCGGUGUGGCUCGACAGCAUGGUGGCAACCCUGCAUGCGGUGAGGCCGGAGGGCGACGUGAUCGUCGUCGACUGGAACCACGGGGCCACCCACCUCGUCUACUCCGCGGCCGUCAAGAACGUGCGGCCGGUCGCCAUGGAGCUCGCUCACCUCAUCCACCGCCUGGUGCGGGACGGGGAGGUGCUGCCGGCGCGUGUCCACCUCAUCGGUGCCAGUCUAGGUGCACACAUCUCGGGCAUGGCGGGCGCCAAUCUCAACGGAAGCCUUGGGCGGAUUUCAGCGCUGGAUGCCGCAGGCCCCGAGUUUGAGGAUCGGAACGCCGACGAUCGCCUGGACCACACGGACGCCGGAUUCGUGGACGUCUACCACAGCGACACCGACAUGUUCGGUAUCAAAGCGUCGGUCGGCCACGUGGACUUCCACGUCAACGGCGGUGAAGACCAGCCAGGCUGCCCCAAAACCAUCCUCCAGGGCAAGGAGUUCGUGAUCUGCGACCACCAACGAUCAUCGUUCUUCUUCCUAGCGUCGAUGCGAGCGCCGUGCAGCACGAUCGGCUUCCCCUGCGAGUCGCGGGAGGCCCUGCGGCAGGGACUCUGCUCCGACUGCGACGUCGGACCCAUCGGGGCCUGCCCCGUGCUCGGCUACUGGGCAGAGCGGUGGCUGCCCCCGCGCGUCAACUUCAGCGGAGUGGUCGCCUACGCAGAGACCUCCAGCACCUCACCCUUCUGUGCCGUCUACUACGAGGUGGAGGUGAGCGUGGGGGGUGAGGAGUGGUGGAGCGGGGUGAGUGGCUACUUGUCCCUCCGUCUGGUGGGGGCGAAUCACGUCACCUCACUCACUCACCUGUCGAGCUCCCCGCUGUGGUUCGGCCGUGGCGACUCGGUGCUCCGCGUGGUGGCGGUGGACUCGGAUCCUGGUGACGUCGGCGCGGUCCUCGCCACCUUUGGCCGGGCCGGCGUGCGGCACCGCUACCGGCGAGGCGCCAGCCUGGCCGUGCGUAGACUGCAGCUGUCGGUCAUCCCUCGCCGCGGUGCCCGGGAAUUUUUCUGCACGGGCGCUGCGACGCUGCUGGAGGACAAGGCGCUGGCGAUCCCCGCGACACGCUGCUAGGGAGGGUCGCGACCCCCUCCGCCUUGUCCGUCCUUCUGUACGUCUGUCUGUCCGUCCGUCUGUCUGUCUGUCUGUGUGUCCGUCUGUCCGUGUGUCUGUCUGUGUGUCCGUCUGUGUGUCCGUGUGUCUGUCUGUGUUUCCGCGUGUCGCGCGGGGGCGUCACGGAUGACUCCCGCGACCCGCCCGCUUGGCGCGUUGCUCGUGGGAGGCCAGCUGACCUCGUCGACCUCAGGGUCACAGUGCCCCCGACGAUUUGGGGAGGGAGAGGGCAGGGAGGGGAGAGACAUCAGCAGGAUCGUGAAACCGGUGCCACGAGGCCCUGCCUCACUCCCCUUGGCAGCAGACCCGCUAGCUUACUACCACCAUUAGCUUACUAUCACCGCUAGCUUACUACCACCACUAGCUUACUACCACUGAUAGCUUACUACCACCACUAGCUUACUACCACCAUUAGCUUACUAUCACCGCUAGCUUACUACCACCACUAGCUUACUACCACUGAUAGCUUACUACCACCAUUAGCUUACUACCACCAUUAGCUUACUACCACCGCUAGCUUACUACCACUGAUAGCUUACUACCACCACUAGCUUACUACCACCAUUAGCUUACCACCACCACUAGCUUACUACCACCACUAGCUUACUACCACCAUUAGCUUACUACCACCAUUAGCUUACCACCACCGCUAGCUUACUACCACCAUUAGCUUACUACCACCGAUAGCUUACCACCACCACUAGCUUAUUAUCACCACUAGCUUACUACCACCAAUAGCUUACUACCACCAAUAGCUUACUACCACCACUAGCUUACUAUCACCACUAGCUUACUAUCACCACUAGCUUACUACCACCAAUAGCUUACUACCUCCACUAGCUUACUACCACCGCUAGCUUACUAUCACCGGUAGCUUACUACCACCAAUAGCUUACUACCACCACUAGCUUACUACCACCAAUAGCUUACUACCACCGCUAGCUUACUACCACCACUAGCUUACUACCACCACUAGCUUACUACCACCACUAGCUUACUACCACCGCUAGCUUACCACCGCUUACCACCAAAGGCUUACUGCUACUGGCUUACUGUCACUAGCUGAUUGAUACUAGAUUACUACUAUCGGCUUAUAUACAUGUAAUGAUAAUGAUGAUUGCGAUGAUUGUGUUGAUGGUGGUAAUGAUGGUGAUGAUUGUGAUGAUGAUAAUAUUGAUGAUACUGCUGAUGGUGAUGAUAAUGAUGAUUAUAAUGAUGGUGAU
This is a messenger RNA of Petromyzon marinus (sea lamprey), 2854 nucleotides long. Lineage: Eukaryota; Metazoa; Chordata; Hyperoartia; Petromyzontiformes; Petromyzontidae. The record is from RefSeq and is a predicted model, not a curated record.